This is a messenger RNA of Onthophagus taurus, 609 nucleotides long. Its product is annotated as MAGE-like protein 2. The record is from RefSeq and is a predicted model, not a curated record. Lineage: Eukaryota; Metazoa; Arthropoda; Insecta; Coleoptera; Scarabaeidae.
AAGGCUUCUCCCGGACUUCGCAAACCAUCAGUUUCUUCUCAUCCACAAAAAUAACCUAAACAUAGUAAAGAUGAAUACCUACGUUUGUAUUGUUUUGGUAGCAGCUUUUGCCACUGUAAAUGCUGGACAUAUCGGUAGUUACGGUGGAGAUCACGGAGGUCAUCACGUACAAGAAACGGUCGAAGUAGAAAAACCGGUACCAAUUCCAAUUUAUAAACACGUUCAAGUACCAAUUCCACACGCAUUACCAAUUCCACAACCUAAACCGGUUGCAAUUCCUGUUCCACAACCUUACGCAGUGCAAAUUAAAGUACCACAACCGGUUGCUGUACCAGUUAUUAAGACCAUCACCGUACCAAUUGAAAAACCAGUACUUUUCCCGGUUAUUAAGAGUGUUCCAUACCCUGUAGAAAAACCAGUGCCAAUCAAAGUGGAAAAACAUGUACCAAUUCCAGUACCUAAACCAGUACCCGUUAAAGUACCAGUUUAUAAGACCGUUUAUCAUCAUAGCAAACAUUAGUUUGGUUUUUCUGUGCGACCAAAAAAAAAGGAAAAUGUUAAAGACUGCUGAUUGUUGGUUGUUUUGUUGUGUGCUUCUUUGUUGAUGAU